Messenger RNA from Oreochromis niloticus (Nile tilapia), 5531 nucleotides. RefSeq names its product glutamate receptor, ionotropic, kainate 1a (gene grik1a). The coding region runs from base 337 to 3078 and encodes 913 amino acids. The record is from RefSeq and is a predicted model, not a curated record. The transcript is spliced from 17 exons. Gene Ontology annotation, biological process: monoatomic ion transport. Gene Ontology annotation, molecular function: ligand-gated monoatomic ion channel activity; signaling receptor activity. Lineage: Eukaryota; Metazoa; Chordata; Actinopteri; Cichliformes; Cichlidae. Gene Ontology annotation, cellular component: membrane.
CAGCUCGCUUGGCCCGACUCGCGCGCCCUCACUCUGCAUCCUCGGAGGCGCACGGACUCUCGUGGACGUGUUUGCUGUAGCCCACCGCAGCCAGCUAUGUUAAGAAGACGUGACUUGAUUUGACUUUGCAUGUGAAAGUUGGACACACGGAACUUGUUGUCGUCGUCUUUGGUUUCUUCUGCGCGAUGGAGUGAUGCAGAGUGGAAUCAUCAAAUUGGGAAUAAAACUUGGGUUGCGCGCUGGCAUGGCGCGUCAGGUGUGCCCGGGCUCGUUUAGAAGCUGCUUCUGUCUGUCACGGUCUCGACAUUUGCCGUGACUUCGAGAACGAGAGGGAGAAUGAUGGAAGAAAGAAAGAGACUUUUUGGCUAUUUUCUUUUCGCGGCUCAGCUCUUUCUGAGCUCCACGCAAGUCCUGAGAAUCGGUGGGAUUUUUGAGACCCGAGAGAGUGAGUUAGUGAGUACGGACGAGCUGGCCUUCAAGUUUGCUGUUAACAACAUAAACCGCAACAAGACCCUGAUGCCCAACACCACUCUUACCUACGACAUUCAGAGGAUCAACCUCUUUGAUGGCUUUGAGGCUUCCAGGAGAGUGUGUGACCAGCUCGCUCUUGGGGUGGUUGCUGUGUUUGGCCCCUCUCACAGCUCCUCAGUUAGUGCUGUUCAAUCUAUCUGCAAUGCUCUGGAAGUCCCUCACAUACAAACACGAUGGAAACACCCAUCGGUGGACAACAAAGACACCUUUUUCAUCAACCUGUAUCCGGAGUACACCGCUAUUGCCAGGGCCAUCCUGGAUGUAGUCACGUUCUUCAAAUGGAGGAAACUAACGGUGGUCUAUGAGGACAGCACAGGUCUGAUGCGGAUGCAAGAAUUGAUCAAAGCUCCAGCAAAGUUCAACUUGAAGAUCAAGAUCCGCCAGCUGACGCCGGGUAACCAGGAUGCCCGACCGCUGCUUAAGGAGCUGAAGAAAGACAAAGAGUUUUUUAUUAUUUUUGAUUGCUCCUAUCGCAUGGCUGCUGAGCUCCUUAAGCAGCUUUCAUCCAUGGGAAUGAUGACAGAGUACUACCAUUUUUUCUUUACAACCUUGGAUUUAUUUGCCUUGGAUCUAGAGCCAUACCGCUAUAGCGGGGUCAACAUGACUGGUUUCAGACUGCUGAACAUUGAUGACCCUUGGGUAGCAUCUACAAUGGACAGGUGGGCCAUGGAAAGACUUCAGGGUCCCAAACAAGAAAGUGGUCUGAUGGAUGGAGUCAUGACCACAGACGCAGCUUUGAUGUAUGAUGCCGUGUACAUGGUUGCUGUCGCGUCCCAGCGGGCCACUCAGAUGACCGUCAGCUCCCUGCAGUGUCACCGCCACAAGCCUUGGCGCUUUGGUCCACGCUUCAUGAACCUUUUUAAAGAGGCACAGUGGGAUGGACUGACAGGGCACAUUGUUCUUAAUAAGACAGAUGGCCUGAGGAGAGACUUUGAUUUGGACAUCAUCAGCCUCAAAGAGGACGGCAUUGCCAGGGGUGUUGUGGAGGGCGGAAGUCGCCUCACGAAAAGGUGGAUCGAGAUUGCUGUGUGGAACUCGUACAGGGGGAUGAACCUGACGGAGGAGUCCAGGCGAGACAAGAAUAACAAUGUGACAGACUCUCUGGCUAACAGGACUCUCAUUGUCACCACAAUACUGGAAAAUCCUUACGUGAUGUUGAGAAAGUCAGACAAGGAGCUGGUUGGGAAUGAUCGCUACGAAGGCUACUGUCUGGACCUUUUGAAGGAGCUCUCAAACAUCUUGGGUUUUACGUAUGAAGUCAGACUGGUGGCUGAUGGGAAAUAUGGAGCCCAGAAUGAUAAAGGAGAGUGGAACGGGAUGGUCCGGGAGCUGAUCGACCAUGUUGCAGACCUUGCCGUGGCUCCCUUAACCAUCACCUAUGUCAGAGAGAAAGUUAUCGACUUCUCCAAGCCCUUCAUGACCUUAGGCAUCAGUAUCUUGUACCGGAAACCUAACGGCACCAAUCCAGGCGUGUUCUCAUUUCUUAAUCCCCUGUCUCCGGACAUCUGGAUGUACGUGCUGCUGGCCUGCACAGGGGUCAGCUGCGUCCUCUUUGUGAUUGCCAGGUUUACUCCUUACGAGUGGUACAACCCACACCCGUGCAACCCGUCCUCGACUCUAAUUCAGAACAAUUUCACUUUACUCAACAGUUUCUGGUUUGGAGUUGGAGCGCUCAUGCGGCAAAGCUCAGAGUUGAUGCCUAAAGCUCUAUCCACACGUAUAGUUGGUGGCAUCUGGUGGUUUUUUACCUUAAUCAUCAUCUCAUCCUAUACGGCCAACUUGGCAGCCUUCCUCACGGUGGAACGAAUGGACGCACCCAUCGACUCAGCAGAUGACCUGGCGAAGCAGACCAGGAUUGAAUAUGGGGCAGUUAGGGAUGGAUCCACUAUGACUUUUUUCAAGAAAUCAAAGAUCUCCACUUAUGAGAAGAUGUGGGCCUUUAUGAGCAGCAGGAAGAACACCGCUUUGGUUAAGAACAACAGAGAAGGUAUCACCCGCGUCUUGACGACAGACUACGCCAUGCUGAUGGAGUCCACCAGCAUCGAGUACAUCAGCCAGAGGAACUGCAACCUCACACAGAUUGGGGGUCUCAUAGACUCCAAGGGCUAUGGAGUGGGAACACCUAUUGGUUCUCCUUACAGGGAUAAAGUGACCAUUGCCAUCCUUCAGCUCCAGGAGGAAGGGAAACUGCACAUGAUGAAAGAGAAGUGGUGGAGAGGAAACGGCUGUCCAGAAGAGGACAACAAGGAAGCCAAUGCCUUGGGCGUGGAAAACAUUGGCGGUAUCUUCAUUGUCCUGGCUGCCGGUCUGGUUCUCUCUGUGUUCGUGGCCAUUGGAGAGUUCAUCUACAAGGCCCGCAGGAACGCCGACAUAGAGGAGUGCGUGUCUUUUAGCGCCGUGAUGGAAGACUUGGGGAUCUCCCUGCAGUGUUACAAAGGCAUCCGGAGGAGGUCACGACCUCACGGCGGUGCAAGGUCAGCUUGCAUCUUCUGUCAACCCAAACGUACUUCAAAGAGGGAGGCAGCGAGACGAGAUUCCAGCACUUAAGCUUUGAAUCAGAAAAGAAAUGGAAAUGCAGAGACUGGUAUCUGAUCAUGUUCCAGUUCUCUUAUUUUUUUUGUGUGGGCCACCAGCAGAUAUGACGUUAUUUCCUCAGCACCUCUAGACUGCUUGUGUAUGGAUAACGCAUUAAAUACUGUACCGUAAAUGUAGUUGACAACACUGUAGCCUUGUAUCAACAUUAAUAAUGUUAAAACAGGUGAUGACCACAAGAAUGAAAUCCCUGUCAUUGUGUAAACCAUCGAUGUUCCCUCACGGCUGUAGUUUGGUUUAAGGCGUCUGCAGAGUUGAAUCUGUAGACUUUAUAGAACCUCCCAUCGUUUAAUGACAAAACUUCACUGAUUUUAACAAUAAAAAGACUUUUGCAUUUUUUUAAAUGGUUUUAAAUGAUUUCUUGCUCUUGUUUCCUGCUGGCAGCAGUGUGUGUGCGUUUCUUGUAGGCACACACUGAAGUAGCUUCAGAGAGGAUUGCUGAGCCAACGCUGACCAGCGAAAAGAGAUAACGACCUCUAAGGAAAGACACAAACACACCUGCUGUUUUAUAGCCUUCCAGCACCAGCAUCUCAAACAUCAAUCCUGACACACAAACACACACACACACACAGACGCCCGUACUCCUUACAAACACCUGUGAUCAUGAUGUUAUCCCGGAGAUGGAUCAGAAAAAGAACAUAAUACUGGGAGAAGGGAAGGACAAAGUGAGAAGGACGUUUUAUAAUGCCGUAAGCUGUAAGGAGGUCAAAGUCAAACAGUUUUUUCCUUCCCUUGAGAGUAACAGUCUUGUUUUUCAAUAAGCCUCCUUUUUUUCAGCUUGUAUUUGUCAAAUCUGACAACGUUAGGAGAAAUCGUGUCUUCCAGGAGUGACAGUGGAUCCCAGUGGAUGUUUGCAUGCCACAAUGAGAUUUGUUACAUUUAAGUACAUUUUAAGCUUGACAUGCACGCUGCAGCAGACCCAUCAGCAGAUUUAGAAUUUACAGCACCAAGCCUCAGAUUGAACCAUAAAAUUAAUAAAAGCCUUUAUUUUGGAAAUACAGAAUAUUCCCAUUAGUAUUCUUUAUAAAAGCCUGGUUUUAGGGAUGGAGGCUUAUGACAGCUUCAUUUAAAUUUCAUAUUGUUUGACUACUUUACACAUUCAGUGUGCCUUUAUUCCCCUCUCUUACUCAAACAAGAGAGAUGUCUCAUCUGACAGGUGAGGAUUAUGCUAAUGAAAAAUGUUCUUAGGAGCCUCAGCAGUAUUAUCUCUCAGCAUUACUAACUAAUUCACGCACCCCUGCUGGAACUCUACUCCUGAGGGCACGGUGAAGGAUACCAACUUUGACACUUGACACACAUCAAACGGAUACACGGCACGGCACUGAUUAACAUAUGUGACAACAACAUCUUUACUGACAAAUCCAACUCUCAUUCCCACUUUGGUCAGUCCCCAUGUUACAGUAGAAGCUUCCCCAUAUCAACUUUUGUUUCUGUUCUCUUGAACUUUCUUUAAGAUCAAAGACAUGAAUAACCAGCUCUUACCCAACCGGUUUACUUUUCAUGACUGUGUCCUCCGUUUAACAUUUGAGGCUUUCCACUCACCUGCCCUGAACUCUAACUGGGUGUGUGCUCUGUCCACCUUUGUGCCUGAAGCCAUCAGCUGUUCCUUGCUUUCAGUUAUUGUGUAAACAUUACUGCAAUCAGGUUUAGACUUAACUCCAGAGUAUUACAAACCAAAUAUUGGUAAGGAAGCAAUUCCAAGGGGACAGAAACUAAGACAAACUGUUAAUAGAUCAUCUUAAAGUUUGAGUCUUGAUAAUGUCAAGACAUUCAAACUGACCCUCACUUCCCUGAUCUUAGCAGCUAAUGCAAUGACAUUUCAAACAGGACAGAGCACUAAAUGCUGUAAAUAGCUUAUAAAUUGUUGGAGUCAGAGGUUUUGUGCUGUAAUUUCUCUCUGUAGACUCUGUAUGCUGGUUUGUGUGUAUCCUGAGGGAAUUCAACCAAGCGUUUCUUAAUCUCUUCAUGUAAUGAGUUUUCUCUUUUUUGGUAUUCAGAUUAAUUCUGGGAUUGGGCUCAGUCCAAUGUAAUAGCGUUAGGUUGCCUCUAAUCUCCUAACCCCAUAAUUCUUAAUCAAAACCAAAGGCAGUAUUUUUUUUAUCAUUAUCUAAUCCAUCACGAAUGAGGCCAUGGAUUACAACUCCAACCUUGGCAUGCUCCUAAACUGACCGUUAUUGCUAAGCCAGGAUGACCUCACCUGACUAAUGCUCUGUUGUCUUAGGCUUAAACUCUUUGUGGCAAUGAUCUCAAAGCACAGAGCUCUCAACCUGGGGAGGUGAAAGAGAGAUGUGGAGACAUGAAGGGAUUGUGGCAUCUGUCUGUUUUUGCUGUCAGUAAGUUUGAAGUUGUGGGGGAAGAAGAAAGCUGUCAGAAAGCCUUCAGAAAACAAAUAAAAAAAGGGUAAAUUA